This is a messenger RNA of Aspergillus uvarum CBS 121591, 793 nucleotides long. Its product is annotated as SGNH/GDSL hydrolase family protein. The transcript has 4 exons. The record is from RefSeq and is a predicted model, not a curated record. Gene Ontology annotation, molecular function: phosphatidylcholine lysophospholipase A1 activity. NCBI's taxonomy places the organism in Eukaryota, Fungi, Ascomycota, Eurotiomycetes, Eurotiales, Aspergillaceae. The coding region runs from base 83 to 685 and encodes 200 amino acids.
GUUUCAAGGUUACUCCAUAACCUUUCCACAAGAAAACUCUCCACUCAAAUAUUCGUCUAGCUUCCACAUAACCCACCGCAUAAUGAGCAAAUCAUUGUCAAUCCUCUGUUUCGGCAACUCCCUGACAGCAGGAUACUACAACUGGGGCCUGGAAUACCACCCUUACGCAUGGAAACUGGAAGAACGCCUCAAGGCUGCAUUUCCAACCCACACCAUCCGGAUUGAUGUCGACGGGCUGCCGGGCGACUUAGUCAAUAGCCCUCCGGGGCGCUUUCUGCCUCGCUUGGAGCAGAAAUGCGCAGCAGCAUCUUAUGAUUGGGUGAUUAUGCUUGGUGGGACAAAUGACCUCGGCUACAUGUACCCCGCCGAAAAGAUCUUUCCCGGGUUGAUUCAGGCCUGGACCACGGCUAUAAAAAGCGGCGCCAACGUGCUUGCUCUGACAGUCCCUGAAUGUGGGGCGGUGCAUCAGAGGUUGAAUAAUGCACGGGCGGAGCUCAACUCGCAAAUCUUGAGUUAUGACGCUGAUAGCUUUUAUGCCUUCGAUCUCCACAAAGAGGUUCCCUAUCAUAGCGCUGCACAGGACUUCAAGGAGAAGAUCUGGGAUGACGGGGUUCAUAUGAAACCAGAUGGUUAUGAUCUAGUUGGGAAUUUGAUCGCAGAUCAUUUGAUUCAAUUGCUCAGCUAGAGACCAGAGGCAGACCAGGGUAUCUAGGAGAUUCAUAGUCAGAUCCUUGGUAUGCAGAGUCAUGUGUGUCCUGAAUGAGAUAGAGAGAUUGAAAAUAACCUUGGGAGC